This is a messenger RNA of Lolium rigidum, 570 nucleotides long. Its product is annotated as kiwellin-1-like. Bases 1 to 570 code for a protein of 189 amino acids. The transcript has a single exon. The record is from RefSeq and is a predicted model, not a curated record. NCBI's taxonomy places the organism in Eukaryota, Viridiplantae, Streptophyta, Magnoliopsida, Poales, Poaceae.
AUGGCCACCACCUACGCGCUCCUCCUCCUGCUCACGACCACCCUCCCCCUCAUAGCUCUCGCCACCACCUUCCCUCACCGCACCCUCCUCCAGACCUGCCAGUCGAGCGGCAGCAUCUCGGGCGAGUCCGGCAGCUGCAGCACGGAGAACGACUCCGAGUGCUGCGAGGACGGGCGGCGCUACAGGACCUUCGCCUGCUCCCCGCGCGUCACCGGGACCACCCGCGCAAGCCUCACGCUCAACAGCUUCGCCGACGGCGGGGACGGCGGCGGGGCGUCCAGCUGCGACGAGAAGUUCCACCCGGACUCCCAGAUGGUCGUCGCGCUCUCCACCGGCUGGUUCUCCCGCGGACGCCGCUGCGGGAAACGCGUCGUGAUCCGGGCAGCCAACGGGAGGACCGCGACGGCCACCGUGGUGGACGAGUGCGACUCCAUGCACGGGUGCGACGACGAGCACAACUUCGAGCCCCCCUGCGCCAACAACAUCGUCGACGGGUCCCCGGCCGUGUGGAAGGCGCUCGGCCUCGACACUGACGACGGGGUGGUACCCGUUACCUGGUCCGACGCGUGA